GCAGGGACGAGCCAUGGGCCCGCCGAGGCCCGCGCUGCUGCUGCCGGCGCUGCUGCUGCUCGCCGUCGGCUCCCGGGCCCAAGCCGAAGUGCCGGAAAAUGUCAGUCCCAGCUGUUCAAAAGAUGCAACUCGAUUCAAGCACCUCCGGAAGUACACGUACAACUACGAGGCUGAGAGCUCCAGUGGGGUCCCCGGGACCGCCGAUUCGAGAAGCACCACCAAGAUCAACUGCAAGGUCGAGCUGGAGGUCCCCCAACUCUGCAGCUUAAUCCUGAAGACGAGCCAGUGCACCCUGAAAGAGGUGUAUGGCAUCAACCCUAAGGGCAAGCCCUUGCUGAAGAAGACGAAGAACUCUGAAGAGUUUGGUGCCGCCAUGUCCAAGCACGAGCUCAGGCUGGCCAUUCCUGAAGGGAAGCAAGUGUUACUUUACCCAGAGAAGGAUGAACCGAAGCACAUCCUGAACAUCAAGAGGGGCAUCAUUUCUGCCCUCCUGGUUCCCCCGGAGACAGAAGAGGCUACACAAGUGUUGUUCCUGGAUACUGUGUAUGGAAACUGUUCCAGUGACUUUGCCGUUAAAACACAGAAGGGAAAUGUGGCAACAGAAAUAUCCAUUGAAAGAAACCUGGAGAAGUGUGAUAACUUCAAGCCCAUCAGCACAGGAGUUAGCCCACUGGCUUUGAUCAGAGGCAUGGUCCGCCCCUUGUCAACUCUGAUUGGCAGCAGCCAGUCCUGCCAGUAUACCCUGGACCCCAAGAGGAAGCAUGUAACAGAAGCCAUCUGCAAGGAGCAACACCUGUUCCUGCCUUUCUCCUACAAGAAUAAGUAUGGGAUGAUGGUACAGGUUACACAGACUUUGAAAUCUGAAGAAGUAUCUAAGAUCAACAGCCGCUUCUUUGAAGGAGGUGCUGAGGUGGCGGGCCUUGCCUUUGAGAGCACCAAAUCCACAUCACCUCCAAAGCAGGCAGAGGCCAUCGUGAAGACCCUCCAGGAGCUGCAAACACUGCAUGUCUCUGAGCAGAAUGCCCAAAGAGCUAACCUCUUCCACAAACUGGUUACUGAACUGAGAGGCCUCAACAAUGAGGCAGUCACAUCCCUCUUGCCAAAGCUGAUCGAGGUGUCCAGCCCCAUCACUUUACAAGCCUUGAUUCAGUGUGGACAGCCCCAGUGUUACACUCACAUCCUUCAGUGGCUGAAAAGUGAGCAAGCCAACCCCCUUCUGAUAGAUGUCGUGACUUACCUGUUGGCCCUGAUCCCAGAGCCCUCGGCCCAGAGGCUGCGGGAGAUCUUGGACACGGCAAAGGAGCAGCAGAGCCGGGCCACCUUCUAUGCUCUGAGUCACGUGAUUAACAACUAUCAUAAGACAAACCCUACAGCGACCCAGGACCUGCUGGACAUUGCUGAUUACCUGUUGGAACAGAUUCGUGAUGACUGCACUGGCAACGAAGAUCAUACCUACUUGAUUCUGAGGGUCAUUGGAAAUAUUGGCAAAACCAUGGAGCAGCUAACCCCAAGACUCACGUCUGCAGUCCUGAAAUGUAUCAAGAGUCCUGGGCCAUCACUGCUGAUUCAGAAGGCUGCCAUCCAGGCUCUUCGGAAAAUGGAACUUAAAGAUGAGGUCCGGGAAGUCCUUCUACAGACUUUCCUCGAUGACGCCUCUCCAGGGGAUAAGCGACUGGCUGCCUAUCUCAUGCUGAUGAGGGGCCCUUCCCAGUCAGAUAUUAACAAAAUCACCCAGCUUCUCCCACAGGAACAGAAUGAGCAAGUGAAGAACUUUGUGGCUUCCCACAUCGCCAACAUCUUAAACUCAGAGGAAUUGCAUAUCCAGGAUUUGAAAAAGUUAGUGGAAGAAGCUCUGAAAACAUCUCAACUUCCAACACUCAUGGACUUCAGAAAAUUUUCCCGGAACUAUCACCUUUCCAAAUCUAUUUCUCUGCCAUCACUUGACCCAGUCUCAGCCAAAAUCGAAGGGAAUCUUAUAUUUGAUCCAAACAAUUACCUUCCUAAAGAAAGCAUGCUGAAAACAACCCUCUCUAUCUUUGGAUUUGCUCCAGCUGACCUCUUCGAGAUUGGUUUGGAAGGAAAAGGGUUUGAGCCAACACUGGAAGCUCUUUUUGGGAAGCAAGGAUUUUUCCCAGACAGUGUCAGCAAGGCUUUGUACUGGGUUGAUGAUCAAAUUCCUGAUCAUGUCUCCAAGGUCUUGGUGGACCACCUUGGUUACACCAAAGAUGACAAACGUGACCAGGACAUGGUCAGUGGAAUUAUGCUCAAUGUUGAGAAGCUGAUCAAAGAUUUGCAAUCCAAAGAAUCCCCAGAAGCCAGAGCCUACCUCCAGAUCUUGGGAGAGGAGCUUGGCUUUGUCAGGCUCCAUGACCUCCAGCUCCUGGGAAGGCUGCUGCUGAAUGGUGUUCGCACUCUGCGGGGGAUCCCUCAGAUGAUUGGAGACAUCAUAAGGAAGGGUUCAAAGAAUGACUUGUUUCUUCACUAUAUCUUCAUGGACAAUGCCUUUGAACUCCCCACCGGACUUGGGUUACAACUGCAAGUGUCCUCCUCUGGAGUCAUCACUCCUGGAAUCAAGGCUGGAGUGAGACUGGAGGUAGCCAAGAUACAGGCGGAACUGGUGGCAAAGCCCUCUGUGUCUGUGGAGUUCGUGACAAACAUGGGCAUCAUCAUUCCAGACUUUGCUAGGAGCGGGGUCCAAAUGAACACCAACCUCUUCCAUGAGACAGGCCUGGAGGCGCGAGUUGCCCUGAAGGCUGGGCAACUGAAGUUUGUCAUUCCUUCUCCAACGAGACCAGUCAGGCUGCUCAGUGGCAGUAACACAUUGCAUUUGGUCUCUACCACCAAAAUGGAAGUGAUUCCACCUCUGAUUUGGAACAGACAGUCCUGGUCAACUUGCAAGCCUUUCUUUACUGGCCUGAACUACUGCACUACGGGCGCUUACUCCAACGCCAGUUCCACAGACUCUGCCUCCUACUAUCCGCUGACUGGGGACACCAGUUUCGAACUGGAACUGAGGCCGACAGGAGAAGUAGAGCAGUAUUCUGCCAGCGCAACCUAUGAACUCCAGAGAGAGGGCGAAGCCUUCGUGGACACGCUGAAGUUUGUAACUCAAGCAGAAGGUGUAAAGCAGACUGAGGCCGCUUUGAUGUUCAGGUACAACCGGCAGAGAAUGACUUUGUCCAGCGAAAUCCAAAUUCCCGAUUUUGACGUUGACCUUGGGACAAUCCUCAAAGUUACUGAUGAAUCUGCUGAGGAAAGAAAGUCUUACAAGCUCACCCUGGACAUUCAGAACAAGAAAAUCACUGAGGUCACGCUCACUGGCCACGUAAGUUGUGACAGAAGGGAAGAAGGCAAAAUCAAAGGUGUUAUUUCCAUACCCCGCUUGCAAGCAGAAGCCAGAAGUGAGAUCUUCACCCAGUGGUCUCCCACAAAACUCCUCCUCCAAAUGGACUCAUCUGCUACAGCUUAUGGCUCAACAAUUUCCAAGAAGGUGGCAUGGCGCUAUGAUGAAGAGAAGAUGGAAUUUGAAUGGAACACAGGCACCAAUGUGGACACCAAAAAAGCGACUUCCAAUUUCCCCAUGGAUCUCUCUGAUUACGCUGAAAGCUUGCAUAUGUAUGCCAGUAGUCUCUUGGAUUACAGAGUUCCUCAAACAAACGUGACUGUCCGGCACAUGGGUUCCAAAUUAAUAGUUGCAACAAACACAUGGCUUCAGGAGGCAUCCAGGAGUCUACCUUAUGCCCAGAAUUUGCAAGAUCACCUCGAUGGACUAAAAGAAUCGUACCUCCAGAAAAUGAAAUUACCAGACUUCAACAUCCCAGAAAAUCUCUUCUUGAAAAGCGAUGGCCGGGUCAAAUACACCUUCAACAAGAACAGUGUGAAAAUUGAGAUUCCUUUGCCUUUUGGUGGCAAAUCCUCCAAAGAUCUAAAGAUGUUAGAGACAAUUCAGACACCAGACCUCACCUUCAAGCCUCUGGGAUUAUACCUGCCAGCUCAAAAGUUCCAAGUCCCCUCCUUUACCAUUCCCAAGUUGUAUCAACUACAGGUGCCUCUCUUGGGUGUUCUAGACCUGUCCACGAAUAUCUACAGCAACUUGUACAACUGGUCCGCCUCCUACACUGGCGGCAACACCAGCACAGACCACUUGAGCCUUCAGGCUCGGUACCACAUGAAGGCUGACUCUGUGGUCAACCUGCUCUCCUACAGUGUGCAAGGAUCUGGAGAAACAACGUAUGACCGCAGGAACACGUUCACGCUAUCAUGUGUUGGGUCUUUACACCACAAAUUUCUGGAUUCAAAUAUCAAAUUUAGUCACGUAGAAAAAAUCAGAAACAAUCCAACUUCAAAAGGUUUUCUAAUAUUCGAUGCAUCUAGUUCCUGGGGACCACAGAUAUCUGCUUCGGUACAUUUGGACUCCAGAAAAAGACAGCAUUUGUAUGUCAAGGAAGUCAAGAUUGAUGGGCAGUUCAGAGUCUCUUCGUUCUAUGCUAAAGGCGCCUAUGGCCUCUCUUAUCAGAGGGAUCCUACCACUGGCCGGCUAAACGGAGAGUCCAACCUGAGGUUUAACUCCUCAUACGUCCAGGGCACCAACCAGAUAACAGGAAGAUAUGAAGAUGGAACCUUCUCCCUCACCUCCACCUCAGAUCUCCAAGGCAUCAUUAAAAAUACUGCUUCCCUGAAAUACGAGAACUAUGAGCUGACUCUGAAAUCUGACACCAAUGGGAAGUAUGAGAACUUUGCCACUUCUAACAAGAUGGAUCUGACCUUCUCUAAGCAAAAUGCACUGCUACGUUCUGAGUAUCAGGCUGAUUACAAGUCAUUGAGGUUCUUCACCCUGCUUUCUGGGUCACUAAACUCCCAAGGACUUGAAUUAAAUGUUGACAUCUUGGGCACUGACAAAAUUAAUAGUGGUGCUCACAAGGCGACACUAAGGAUUGCCCAAGAUGGAAUGUCUACCAGUGCAACAACCAACUUGAAGUAUAGUCCCCUGGUGCUGGAGAAUGAGCUGAAUGCGGCACUUGGCCUCUCUGGGGCAUCUAUGAAAUUAACAACGAACGGCCGCUUUAGGGAACACAGUGCAAAAUUCAGUCUAGAUGGAAAAGCUGCCCUCACAGAGGUAUCAUUGGGUGGUACUUAUCAGGCCAUGAUUCUGGGUGUCGACAGCAAAAACGUUUUCAACUUCAAAAUCAACCAGGAGGGACUUAAGCUUUCAAAUGAAAUGAUGGGUUCAUACGCUGAAAUGAAACUUGACUACACAAACCAUCUGAACAUCGCAGGGUUAUCACUGGACUUCUCUUCAAAACUUGACAAUAUUUAUGACUCUGACAAGUUUUAUAAGCAAAAUUUUAAUUUACAGCUACAGCCCUAUUCUCUUGUAACUACUUUAAACAAUAACUUGAAAUUCAAUGCUCUGGAUCUGACCAACAAUGGGAAAUUACGGCUCGAACCCCUGAAGCUGAAUGUGGGUGGGAACAUAAAAGGAGCCUACCAAAAUAAUGAAAUGAAACACAUCUACACCAUUUCUUAUGCUGACUUAUCAGCAAGCUAUAAAGCAGACACGGUAGCUAAGGUGCAGGAUACAGAGUUUAGCCACCGGCUCAGCACAAACAUCGCUGGGCUAGCUUCAGCCAUUGACAUCAGGACAAACUACAAUUCGGACUCACUGCAUUUCAGCAACGUUUUCCACUCUGUAAUGGCCCCAUUUACAAUGACCAUCGAUGCGCAUACAAAUGGCAAUGGGAAACUGGUUCUCUGGGGAGAACACGCUGGGCAGUUGUAUAGCAAAUUCCUGUUGAAAGCAGAACCUCUGGCCUUUACUUUCUCUCAUGAUUACAAAGGAUCUAUGACUCACAAUCUCGUGUCCAAGACUAGCAUCAGUACUGCUCUUGACCACAAAGUCAGUGCCCUGCUCACUCCGGCUGAGCAGACAGGCACGUGGAAACUCAAGACCCAGUUGAACAAAAAUGAAUACAGCCAGGACUUCGAUGCUUACAACACUAAAGACAAAGUCGGUGUGGAGCUUAAUGGCCGAGCCCUGGCUGACCUCACCAUGCUAGACUUACCUAUUACAGUGCCAUUUUCACUCAGCCAGCCCGUCAAUUUAAUUGAUGCUCUAGAGAUGAGGGAUGCUGUUGACCAGCCCCAAGAAUUUACUAUUGUUGCUUCUAUAAAAUAUGAUAAGAACCAAGAUGUUCACACCAUCAACCUUCCAUUCUCUAAAAUCCUGCCAGAAUAUUUUGAGACGAGUCGAAUAGUAAUUAUAACUUCACUGGAAACCAUACAGAGAGAAUUGAAACGCAUCAAUAUUGAUCAAUUCGUGAGGAAAUACAGAGCAGCCUUGGACAGACUCCCACAGCAAGUUAGUGAUUAUCUAAAUGCAUCCAACUGGGAGAGACAAGUUUUGAGUGCCAAGGAGAAACUAACUGCUUUCACAAAAAAUUAUAGAAUUACAGAAAAUGAUAUACAAAUUGCAUUGGACAAUGCCAAAAUCAACCUUGAUGAAAAACUAUCUCAACUACAAACAUAUGUGAUACAAUUUGAUCAGUAUAUUAAAGAUAAUUAUGAUUUACAUGAUUUUAAAGCAGCUAUUGCUACGAUUAUUGAUCAAAUCAUUGAAAAAUUGAAAAUUCUUGAUGAAUAUUAUCAUAUCCGUGUAAAUUUAGCAAAAACAAUCCAUAAUCUAUAUUUGUUUAUUGAAAAGAUUGAUUUUAACAAAAUUGGAAGUAGUGUUGCAUCUUGGAUUCAAAAUGUGGAUACUAAGUAUCAAAUCAGAAUCCAGAUACAGGAAAAAUUGCAACAGCUCAUGACACAGAUUCAGAAUACAGACAUCCAGCACGUUGCUGAAAAGUUAAAACAACGGGUUGACGCUAUUGAUGUCAGAGUGCUUUUAGAUCAAUUGAGAACUACAAUUCCAUUUCAAAGAAUAAAGGAAAUUAUCAAGUACGUCAAAUACUGUAUUAUAACUCUUAUUGAAGAUUUUGAAGUAACUGAGAAAAUCAAUGCUUUUAGAGCCAUGGUCCAUAAGUUAAUUAAGAUGUAUGAAAUAGACCAAGACAUCCAGGUUUUAAUGGAUAAAUCAGUACAGUUGGCCCACAAAUAUAAGUUGAAGGAGACUGUUCAGAAGCUAAGCAACAUCCUACAGCAAGUUGAGAUAAAAGAUCACUUUGAGAAAUUGGCUGGGUUUAUUGAUGAUGCUGUCAAACAGCUUAAUGCACUGUCUUUUAAAAAAUCCACUGAAGAAGUAAACAGAUGCCUUGACAUGUUGUUAAAGAAAUUAAGGUCAUUUGAUUACCACCAGUUUGUCAAUGAAACCAAUGAUAAAAUCCGUGAGGUGACUCAGAGAAUCAAUGGUGAAAUCGAGGCUCUGGAACUUCCAAAGAAAGCUAAAGCACUGAAACUAUUUAUAGAGGACAUCCAGGCUGUGGCCUCAGUUCAACUGGAAAACGUAAAGAACACCAAAAUAACCAUAUUCCUCGAUUGUUUGCGGGAGGCCUUAAGUUCAACAUCUUUAGUUGACAUGAAAACCAAAUUCAAAGAGACCCUAGAAGAUAUACGAGACCAAAUUUAUCAGAUGGACGUUCAGCAGGAAGUUCAGCGAUACCUGUCCCUGGUAGGCCAGGUUUACAACACACUUGUCACUUACAUUUCUGAUUGGUGGAGUCUUGCUGCUAAGAACCUUACUGACUUUGCACAACAGUAUUCUAUCCAAGACUGUGCUAAAAACCUGAAAACAUUUGUACAACGAGGGUUCACUGUUCCUGGAAUCCGGACCCCAUUCGGGACCAUGCCUGCCUUUGAAGUCAGUCUCCGUGCUCUUCAGGAAGCUACAUUUCAGACUCCUGACUUCAUAGUCCCCCUGACAGAUUUGAAGAUGCCAUCAGUUCAGAUAAACUUCAAAAAGUUGAAAGAUAUAAAAAUCCCAUCCAGGUUUUCCACACCAGAAUUCACCGUCCUCUACACCUUCCACGUUCCUUCCUUUACAAUUGACUUGGUAGAAAUAAAAGCAAAGAUCAUCAGAACCAUUGACCAAAUGCUGAACAGUGAGCUGCAAUGGCCAUUUCCGGAAGAGUACCUGAGGGAUCUGAAGGGAGUGGACACCAUUCUUGCCGGAAUCACUCUGCCAGACUUCCAUUUACCAGAAAUCACAGUUCCAGAAUUCGUAAUCCCGACUCUCGACCUUAACCAUGUUCAAGUUUCUGACCUUCAUAUACCAGAAUUCCAGCUUCCUCACAUCUCACACGCAAUUGAAGUACCUACUUUUGGCAAGCUGUCUAGCACUUUGAAAAUCCAGUCUCCUCUUUUCACAUUAGACACAAACGCUGACAUUCAGAAUGUAACCUCUUCAGGGAACGAGGCAGAGAUGGCGGCUUCCAUCACUGCCAAAGGAGAGUCCAAAUUAGAAGUUCUUAAUUUUGAUUUUCAAGCAAAGGCACAACUUUUAGGCCCUAAGAUUAAUCCACUUGUUCUGAAGGAAUCCAUGAGGUUUUCCAGCAAGUACCUGAAAACAGAGCAUGAGGGUGAAGUGCAAUUUAUUGGAAAUGAGAUUGAGGGAAAAUCAAAGACAGUGGCAAGUUUACACACAGAAAAAAAUACACUGGAGCUUAGUAAUGAUGUGCUCGUCAAGGUAAACAAUCAGCUUACGCUGGACAGCAACACAAAGUACUUCCACAAAUUGAACGUCCCCGAACUGGACUUCUCCAGUCAGGCUGAUCUGCGCAACGAAAUCAAGACACUGUUGGAAGCUAGACACAUAGCAUGGACUUCUUCUGGAAUAGGGUCAUGGAAAUGGGCCUGCCCCCAAUCCUCAGAUGAGGGAACUCAUGAAUCACAAAUCAGCUUCACUGUGGAAGGACCCAUCACUUCCUUUAGAUUGUCUAAUAAGAUCAAUAGCAAACACCUAAGAGUAAACCAAAAUUUGGUUUAUGACUCUGGCUUCUUCAACUUUUCUAAAUUUGAAAUCCAGUCACAAGUUGAAUCCCAGCACGUGGGCCGCAGUGUUCUCUCUGCUAAAGGCGUAGCACUGCUGGAAGAAAGGAAGGCAGAGCUAAGUGGCCACCAUGAUGCUCAUUUAAAUGGAAAAGUUAUUGGAACUUUGAAAAAUUCUCUUUUCUUUUCAGCACAGCCAUUUGAGAUUACUGCAACCACAAACAAUGAAGGGAAUUUGAAAGUUAGUUUUCCAUUGAUAUUGACAGGGAAGAUAGACUUCCUGAAUAAUUAUGCACUGUUCCUGAGUCCUCAUGCCCAGCAAGCAAGUUGGCAAGCAAGUGCCAGAUUCAAUCAGUAUAAGUACCAUCAAAAUUUCUCUGCUGGAAACAAUGAGAAGAGCAUCGAGGCCCACAUAGGAAUAAAUGGAGAAGCCAACCUGGAUUUCUUAAGCAGUCCUUUAACAAUUCCUGAGAUGACUCUACCUUACACAACACUCACAACUCCCCAGGUGAAAGAUUUCUCCUUAUGGGAAAAAACAGGCUUGAAAAAAUUCUUGAAAACAACAAAGCAGUCAUUUGAUUUAAGUGUAAAGGCUCAGUAUAAGAAAAACAAAGACAAGUAUUCCGUCCCACACCCUUUGGAUGUGUUUUGUGUGUUUAUCAAUCAGAACAUCAAUUCCUUCAACAGGCAUUUUGAGAAAGUCCGAGACAAGGCAUUAGAUGUUUUUACCAAAUCCUAUGAUCAAGCAAAAAUUAAGUUUGAUAAGGACAAAGUUGAAAAAUCCCUCAACAAGCAAGCCAGGUCUUUUCAAAUUCCUGGAUACACUAUUCCAGUCGUCAACAUUGAAGUGUCUCCAUUUACAGUGGAGAUGUCAACAUUCAGCUAUGAGAUUCCACAAGAGAUCAGCACCCCCAACUUCACCAUCCCGGGUUCUGGCUUCUAUGUACCCUCGUAUAAGUUAGUCCUGCCAUUGCUAGAGCUGCCAGGCCUUCAUGUCCCUGGGAAUCUUCUCAAGCUUUCUCUUCCAGAUUUCAAGGUAUUGAGUACCCCAAACAAUAUUUUAAUUCCAGCCAUGGGCAAUAUUACCUAUGAUUUUUCCUUUAAAUCAAGUGUGAUCACACUAAAUACCAAUGCUGGACUUUAUAACCAAUCAGAUAUUGUUGCUCAUUUCCUUACUUCUUCUUCUUCUGUCAUUGAUGCACUGCAGUACAAAUUUGAGGGCACCUCAAGAUUGACAAGGAAAAGAGGAUUGAAGUUGGCCACAGCUUUGUCUCUGAGUAACAAAUUCGUGGAAGGCAAUCAUGACAGUACCAUUAGCAUAACCAAGAAAAACAUGGAAGCAUCAGUGAUGACAACUGCAAAAGUCCAAAUUCCAAUUUUGAGAAUGAAUUUCAAGCAAGAACUUAAUGGAAAUACCAAAUCAAAACCUACUGUGUCUUCAUCCAUUGAAUUACAGUAUGAUUUCAAUUCCCCCAAGCUGUCCUCUACUGCUACAGGAGCAGUUGACCACAAGUUUAGAUUAGAAAGCCUCACCUCUUACUUUUCCAUUGAGUCAUCCACCAAAGGAGAUAUCAAGGGUUUGGUCCUUUCACGGGAAUAUUCAGGAACUAUUGCCAGUGAGGCCAGCACUUAUUUGAAUUCCAAGAGUACUCGGUCUUCAGUGAAGCUGCAAGGGGCUUCCAAAGUUGAUGAUAUCUGGAGCCUUGAAGUAGAAGAAAAUUUUGCUGGAGAAGCCACUGUGCAACGCAUAUAUGCCAUCUGGGAACACAAUACAAAAAACCGCUUACAGCUAGAGGGCCUCUUUUUAACAUCUGGAGCACAUACAAACAAAGCCACCCUGGAACUCUCCCCAUGGAAAAUGUCAGCCCUUGUUCAGGUCAAUGCAAGUCAGCCCAGUUCCCUCCUUGAUAUCAAUUACCUUGGCCACGAGGUGUCCCUCAAUGCUAACACCGAGCACCAGAAGGUGAGGUGGAAAAGUGAGGUCCAGGUUCAUUCUGGGUCUCUCCAGAACAAUGUACAGCUUUCCAAUGACCAAGAAGAGGCACGCCUUGAUAUCACAGGUUCCCUAGAAGGGUACCUAGGGUUCUUCAAAGAUAUUGUCUUACCAGUUUAUGAAAAGAGCUUAUGGGACCUCCUGAAGCUGGAUGUAACCACCAGCACUGAUAGGAAACAGUAUAUUCGUGCCUCAACUGCUCUUGUGUACUCCAAAAACCCCAAUAACUAUUCUUUCUCUGUCCCUGUGCAAGAAUUGGUUGAUAAAUUCAUUAUUCCUGGCCUGAAACUAAAUAAUCUAAAUUCAGUUUUUGUCACACCUACGUUCCAAGUCCCAUUUACAGAUCUCCAGGUUCCAUCCUACACGCUUGACUUCAGUGAAAUAAAAAUCUACAAGAAGCUAAGUACUUCACCAUUUGCACUCAACAUACCAACACUACCCAAAGUGCAAUUCCCCAAAGUUGAUGUGUUAACAAAAUAUUCUGGACCAAAAGAUGCCCCAGUUCCCUUUUUUGAGAUAACUGUGCCUGAAUCUCAGUUAACCGUGUCCCAGUACACCCUUCCAAAAAAUAUUUCAGUUGGCAGUACAGUUUUGGAUCUAAAUGAAGUGGCCAGCAAGAUUGCAGACUUUGAGUUGCCGACAAUCACUAUGCCUGAGCAGAUUAUUGAGAUUCCUUCCAUUAAGUUCUCUGUACCUGCUGAAAUUUCCAUUCCUUCCUUUGGAGCACUGACUGCACAUUUUGGGGUGGCCUCUCCCCUGUAUAAUGCCACUUGGAGUGCUGGUUUGAAAAACAAAGAAGAUCGAAUUGAAACAUUCCUGAAUUCCACGUGCAGCUCAACCAUACAGUUUCUGGAAUAUGACCUAGAUGUUGUGAGAACACACAAAAUUGAAGAUGGCAUGUUAGUCUGUGAAACUAAUGGAACAUUUGCACACCGAGACUUCAGUGCAGAAUAUAAAGACAGCAAACGUCAAGGACUUCAGGACUGGAAGGAAGAGGUUCGCCUUAGCAUCACCAGCCCAACACUCACUGAUGUCCAUCUGUGCUACCAAUCAAGUCAGAAUAGCCUCUCCUCCUCGGCAGCCUCUCGAGCCAUAGGCACUGUGGCCAUGCACUUGGAAAAGGAUGAUGGUACCUUCAGGUGGAACUUCUACUACCGCCCUCAGUCCUUUCCAGAUAAAAAACUCAACUUACUCAAAACUGAGUUGAGGUACCAGAAAUUUUAUGAGAUCAAAGUUAACUGGGAAGAAGAGGCAGUGUCCGAACUGCUAAACUCUCUGAAAGACAAUGUGCCCAAGGCCAUGGGGGCCCUUUAUGACUAUGUCAACAAGUACCACCAGGAGCACACAGGACUCAAUCUGAGAGAUGCUUCUUUAAAACUGAGAAGAAGUCUGGAGAACAAUGCUGAGCAGGCCUAUGAAGGGGCCAUGAGGCAGAUUGAUGAGGUGGAGAUGAACCUCCAGAGGAUGGCUAGAGACACCAAUAGAACCUACCAGCAGUGGAAGGACAAGGCCCAGAGUCUGUACCAGGAACUAUUGGCUCAGGAAGGCCAAGGCGAUUUCCAGAGACUCCAGAAUAAGGUAUUUGACAAAUUAAUAGGAGUUACUCGUGAAUACUGUGUGAUAUUCAAGCGUCUGAUUGACUCAUUCAUUGAUUACCUAAAGCUCAGUAGAUUUCAGCUCCCAGGAGGAGCCAAGACAUACACUACAGAUGAACUCUGCGAUAUGCUCGUGAGGGAAGUAGGGAAGGUACUGUCCCAGGUACAUUCAAAAAUUCAUAAUGGGUUAGAAAUACUGUUUUCCUAUUUCCAAAACCUGAUGGAGAAAUCUGAAUUAAUUAAGGACCUAGAGAUUAAAUUUCCUUUUGAUUCAAAGAGCCAUAAACUAACAGAUGUAAUCUUGGAGUAUGGGAAACUAUUGAAAUCUUUAUCACAAUGGGUCCCAAAGGCAUUGAAGUAUCUCCAGUCUUUCAAGAUUACAGAGAUGCUAAGUGAUCUUCAGAAAUCUUUACAAAAUGUUUGCCAAGAGAUAGAAGGAGAAAUUGAACAUUUAAAGGAGAAGAAAUUUAUUAAUCUCCUUAAUGAUACCCAACACGAAAUCAACACAGUCUUCAGCAAGUAUAUUACAUAUGUUUUUGGAUACCUGAAAGAAAACCUAUACCUUAACUUUGGUAAGUUUAAUGAACUUGUUCAAAAUAAACUUCAGGAAGCUUCUCAAGAGUUACAGGAAUUCCACCAGUAUGUAAAUGCUCUUCGCAAAAAAUAUUUUGAUCCAAGUAUGGUUGGCUGGACAGUGAGAUAUUAUGAACUUGAAGAAAAGAUAAUCAAGCUGAUCAAGAACCUAGUAGAUGUUCUUAAGGACUUCCAUUCCAAAUACACUGUCAGUGCUGCUGGCUUUGCUUCCCGACUCCCAGGUCAAGUUGAGGAAUUUAUGCAGAAAGACAUCCAGGAAUAUCUGAGCAUCCUUGCUGAUGCAGAUGGAAAAGGGAAAGAGAAGAUUGCAGAGCUUUCUGCCAGUGCUCAGGAAAUAAUUAAAAGCUGGGCUGCUACAAUGAAGGAAAUCAUUUCUGAUUACCACCAGCAGUUCAGAUAUAAGCUACAGGAUUUUUCAGACCAACUCUCUGAUUACUAUGAAAAAUUCAUGGCUGAGACCAAAAGAUUGAUUGACCUGUCCAUUCAAACAUACCACAUGUUUCUAAAAUAUGUCACUGAGUUACUGAAAAAGCUGCAAUCGGCCACAGUCAAUGACAUGAGCCCUUACAUAAAGAUUGCUCCAGGAGAAUUUAUUAUCACCUAAUUUUUUUAAAGCAGUUCUCACUUAUUCUUCUGCUCCAAUUGAACUUUUACAUAGUAGGGAAAAUAUUCAAACUGUAUGUGUUGAUAUAACCAUACCCUAAGCCAGCUCUGUAGCAGGCAACUGCCUACUUGCAGAAGCACCUAUGAACUGGACCUGCAUUGAAGCUGGCUUCAGAUUUCUGAAGGUCUCUGAACUCUGGGAAACAUUUUUUUGCAAGUUAAGGAAAAUCGGGGUCUGAGUUAUUUUGCUAAACUGGGGGGAGGGAGAACAAAUAAACGAAUUCUUUAUUGUAUAUCAUA
Molecule: messenger RNA, 14010 nt
Organism: Ceratotherium simum simum (southern white rhinoceros)
Lineage: Eukaryota; Metazoa; Chordata; Mammalia; Perissodactyla; Rhinocerotidae
Gene: APOB
Product: apolipoprotein B
Biological process (GO): cholesterol homeostasis; cholesterol transport; lipoprotein transport
Cellular component (GO): mature chylomicron; very-low-density lipoprotein particle; low-density lipoprotein particle
Molecular function (GO): cholesterol transfer activity; low-density lipoprotein particle receptor binding
Source: RefSeq, a predicted model, not a curated record